AUUUUAAAGCAUGCAGUUUGCUGCUAUUCAAUACAUUUGUAGUGCAUUUGUAGUAUUGUGCAGCCUCUCAUCUGUCUAGUUCCAGAACAUUUCUACUAUUCCCAAGUAAAAACCUUGAUGAACAGUUUUUCCAUGUUCCCGUCUUUCCAGCCCUAUCAGUCUGCUUUUUACCUCUAUGGAUUAAUCUGCUCUGGAUAUUUCAUAGAAAUGGAAUCAUGCUUUAUCUGUUUUUUUACUACAUGGUGUAAUAUUCCAGGCUGGGCUGAGAGAUCCUCCUGCCUCAGCCUCUGAGUGCUGGGAUUUUGGGCAUGCGCCAUCAUGCCCAACCUGUUUCCACCUUUGACUACUGCGAUUGUGGCUGCUGUGAAUGUGUGUCUGUGUGUUUGAGUACCUGUUUUCAAUUUCUUGGAAAAUGUUCAGAGUUGCGGGGGGUGUGCCUAGCGGUGGUGUUGCUGGUCACAGGAUAUGCGACACUGUUUUCACAGUGGCGCGACCUUUACAUUCCUCCUGGGGUCACGGGAGUCCUAGCCUGGAGGUAUUAUUUCCUGUGACUCUGGCUUUAGCCAUCCUAGUGUGUUUGCCUCAGUUUACAACCCUCACAUUAGCCUAGCCACUUGGCCUCUGUCAUCCUGCCCCCCCCCACCACUCGUUGAAUUGGGGUCUGGGCUCUGCUCCUUCUUUGGUCACUGACUGGCUGUGUGGCUUGGGGUCUUUUGCUUUUCUCAUCUGAGGCUCAGAGGGGAAGAAUAUCUUACACACACACACACACACACACACACACACACACACACACAUAUACACACACACUGGCAUGCAGAAAUACUGUGGAGAUGUGAACUGGGACCUGGGCUGGCGGGUUGCAAAUGCUCCUGCUUCCCAGCUGCGCAGAGGCAGUGCACCCCCUCCUAGCCUCAGGUUCCUCAUCCGUGAAAUGAGCCGGAUACCAGCACCUUGCAAGGAAGGUGUAAGGAUGCCCGUGGACCUGCGUCUGGCAGCCCCCAGCAGAGGAUCUUAAGUGUCGGAGCUUUGCCUCCGUGUUCUCAAGCCGCACUUCCCGGAAGUUGGCCUCGCACGCGGGGGACGAGGAUGCCAUGGCCGACGGCAAGGAUGAUCGGAACCCCACAGAGGUGCAGAUGAGCCAGGUGGUGCUGCCUUGCCACACCAACCAGCGUGGCGAGCUGAGCAUUGGGCAGCUGCUCAAGUGGAUCGAUACCACAGCCUGCCUGUCUGCGGAGAGGCAUGCGGGCUGCCCCUGUGUCACAGCCUCCAUGGACGACAUCUAUUUUGAGCACACUAUUAGUGUCGGACAAGUGGUGAAUAUCAAGGCCAAGGUGAACCGGGCCUUCAACUCCAGCAUGGAGGUGGGCAUCCAGGUGGCCUCCGAGGACCUGUGCUCUGAGAAGCAGUGGACUGUGUGCAAGGCCCUGGCCACCUUUGUGGCCCACCAGCAGCUGUCCAAGGUGAAGCUGAAGCAGAUCACCCCGCGGACAGAGGAGGAGAAGAUGGAGCACAGUGUGGCUGCGGAGCGCCGGCGCAUGCGGCUGGUCUAUGCGGACACCAUCAAGGACCUCCUGGCCAGCUGCACCGUUAAGGACGACCCCGAGAGCAAGGACUGCAGCCGCACGGUGCCGGCCGAGAAGACCCGCGUGGAGAGUGUGGAGCUGGUCUUGCCGCCCCACGCCAAUCACCAGGGCAACACCUUCGGGGGCCAGAUCAUGGCCUGGAUGGAGAAUGUGGCCACCAUUGCAGCCAGCCGCCUCUGCCGGGCCCACCCCACACUGAAGGCCAUCGAGAUGUUCCAGUUCCGGGGCCCGUCUCAAGUCGGGGACCGUCUGGUGCUCAAGGCCAUCGUGAACAAUGCCUUCAAGCACAGCAUGGAGGUGGGUGUGUGCGUGGAGGCCUAUCGCCAGGAGGCCGAGCCCCGCUGGCGCCACAUCAACAGUGCCUUCAUGACUUUCGUGGUCCUGGAUGCAGAUGACCAGCCCCAGAAGCUUCCCUGGAUCCAGCCGCAGCCGGGGGACGGUGAGCGGCGCUACCGAGAAGCCCAAGCCAGAAAGAAGAUUCGGCUGGACAGGAAGUACAUCGUGUCCUGUAAGCAGACGGAGGUGCCCCUCUCUGUCCCCUGGGACCCUAGCAACCAGGUGUACCUGAGCUACAACAACGUGUCCGCCCUGAAGGUGCUGGUGGCCAAGGACAACUGGGUGCUGUCCUCAGAGAUCAGCCAGGUUCACCUGUACACCCUGGAGGACGACAAGUUCCUCUCCUUCCACCUGGAGAUGCUGGUGCAUGUGGACGCCGCCCAGGCCUUCCUGCUGCUCUCGGACCUGCGGCGGAGGCCGGAGUGGGACAGGCACUACCGGAGCGCAGAGCUUGUGCAGCAGGUGGACGAGGACGAUGCCAUCUACCACGUCAUCAGCCCUGGCCUCGGCAGUGAUGCCAAACCCCAGGACUUCGUGAUCCUGGCCUCGAGGCGGAAGCCUUGUGACAAUGGAGACCCCUAUAUCAUCGCGCUGAGAUCGGUCACUCUGCCCACGCACCCUGAGACACCGGAGUACCGCCGCGGGGAGACGCUGUGCUCAGGCUUCUGCCUGUGGCGAGAGGGGGACCAGCUGACCAAGGUGUCCUACUACAACCAGGCCACCCCUGGCUUUCUCAACUAUGUGACCUCCAAUGUGGCCGGCCUGUCCUCGGAAUUCUACUCUACCUUCAAGGCGUGCGAGCACUUCCUCCUGGACAACCGGAACGACCUCGCCCCUAGCCUGCAGACACUCUAGGGGCCCAGCCCCUGCU
Messenger RNA from Chinchilla lanigera (long-tailed chinchilla), 2790 nucleotides. RefSeq names its product acyl-CoA thioesterase 11 (gene Acot11). Bases 1092 to 2774 code for a protein of 560 amino acids. Gene Ontology annotation, molecular function: lipid binding; thiolester hydrolase activity. Gene Ontology annotation, cellular component: extracellular exosome. The record is from RefSeq and is a predicted model, not a curated record. The transcript has 16 exons. NCBI's taxonomy places the organism in Eukaryota, Metazoa, Chordata, Mammalia, Rodentia, Chinchillidae.